Molecule: messenger RNA, 1478 nt
Organism: Panicum hallii
Lineage: Eukaryota; Viridiplantae; Streptophyta; Magnoliopsida; Poales; Poaceae
Product: dnaJ protein ERDJ3B-like
Exons: 10
Coding region: 1-1242 (413 amino acids)
Biological process (GO): protein folding
Source: RefSeq, a predicted model, not a curated record
AUGCGCACGCGUCGCCGGGGCGCGGCCUCCCACCGCGUCUGCAGCCAGCCCCUGCGCCGCCGCAAAGGCAGGGGUGGGCCUCUUGGGGCGCGGGCGGCACAGCAGGCUUCGCCGGCGCUGGAUCCCCCUCCCAGCGGCGUGGAUCGGAUCGCCUGUUUUUCUUUCGGCGUCGAUUGGAGCGGCGGCGCAACAGAGGUAACGGAAGAAUCACCUGUAAACAUUGAUGAAAUUGUAAUGGUCAUUCUGAUGGUUUUUCUGCAUCAAUGGAUUAGAGCGAGCUACUAUGACAUACUGCAAGUGUCGAAAGAUGCAUCAGAGGAGCAAAUCAAGAGGGCGUACCGCAAGCUCGCGCUGAAAUACCACCCUGACAAGAACCCCAACAACGAGGAGGCGGACGCGCGGUUCGCCGAGAUCAACAAUGCCUAUGAGGUCUUGAUGGAGCAGGAGAAGAGAAAGGUCUAUGACUCGUAUGGCGAGGAUGCGUUGAAGCAAUUCCAGAGCGGGCAUAGUGGCGGAGGUGGUCGUGCUAUGAACGUCGAACACGUGUUUGGCAAUUUUUUUGGUGGCGGAGGGAUGGAAAAGGAGGAAGAGAAAAUAAUUAAGGGUGAUGAUGUCAUUGUUGAAUUGGAUGCUUCGCUUGAGGAUUUGUACAUGGGUAGUUCCGUGAAGGUUUGGAGGGAGAAAAAUGUGAUUAAACCAGCUCCUGGCAAGAGGCGAUGCAAAUGUAGGAAUGAAAUUCGCCAACGAGAAAUUGCCCCUGGAACGUUUUUUCAAAUUAGUGAGCAGGUUUGUGAAUCAUGCCCAAAUGUGAAGUACGUAAGAGAAGGUGAUUUCAUUAAUGUUGAUAUAGAAAAGGGAAUGCAAGAUGGACAGGAAAUUUUAUUUUACGAGGAUGGUGAACCUAAGAUUGAUGGAGAACCUGGGGAUUUGAAGUUUAAGAUUCGGACAGCAUGGCAUGAACGCUUCAGAAGAGAAGGCAAUGGUUUACAUGCAACAGCGACAAUUUCACUGCUUGAAGCUCUUGUUGGUUUCAAGAAAAACUUCAACCACCUCGACAACCAUUCGGUGGAAAUCGGGACCGAGGGGAUCACCAAGCCGAAAGAGGUCAGAAAGUUCGAAGGCGAGGGCACGCCACUGUACAAGAGCAACAAGAAAGGAGACCUCUACAUCACAUUCGAUGUAGUCUUCCCUGAAGGCCUAACUGAUGACCAGAAGGCCAAGCUGAGGAAUACCUUCACUUAAACACCCUCAGUUUCGACCCCUAGGCUAACUGCCGAGAGCAAGCCUGAAUGUUAGGGCCUGUUUGGGACUGCUCCACUUCCAGUUUUGCAACUCUGCUCCACCAACUCCACCAUGGCGCAGCUCCACUGCAGAGUUUCCAGAGCAGCUCCAAGUGUUUGGCUAGCAGACCAACUCCAGCUCCAGAAAAUUGAGAUUUUGAUGUGAAAUGACUCUAGUACCCUUUCCUUGAUUACAAU